CUGACGGUGAUGGUUAAGGGGUGCGGUGCGAUGUCCCGGGUGCCCGUACCCGCUCCCCUUCCGAUCGAUACGAGCGAUGGAACGCUGAUAUGCUCGUGAUCGAGAGCAUUCGUUGGAAAGGUGGUCUGAGAUCGAAGCAGGGAGGAGGAGACGAGAGCAGGAUGACGAGGGGCAAGCAAAAGAUCGAGGCGCAGCGGAGGAACGCCGAGAGGAACCAGAAGCCCAAGGGUUCGCAGCUCGAGGCGAGGGCCGUCGGCCUCAAGGUCAUCUGCCCCAUCUGCAAGGUACAACUUGCGAAUCAUAACCAGCUGGUGGAUCAUUAUGGCUCGAAGCAUCCCAAGGAGAAGCCUCCGAGCGAGUCCGAGUGAUCCAUCCCCCCGCCAUAGGAGUGUUCCGAACCUGCUUACUACAUACGAAGACUUGGAAGAAAUAUAUGUAUCUAUCUUAAACCGGGAUAUGCUAUAACUCGAAUUCCAACUCUCUGACCA
Molecule: messenger RNA, 488 nt
Organism: Musa acuminata AAA Group (dessert banana)
Lineage: Eukaryota; Viridiplantae; Streptophyta; Magnoliopsida; Zingiberales; Musaceae
Exons: 2
Coding region: 90-368 (92 amino acids)
Source: RefSeq, a predicted model, not a curated record